This is a messenger RNA of Talaromyces marneffei, 732 nucleotides long. RefSeq lists its product as uncharacterized. The record is from RefSeq and is a predicted model, not a curated record. The coding region runs from base 1 to 732 and encodes 243 amino acids. The transcript has a single exon. Lineage: Eukaryota; Fungi; Ascomycota; Eurotiomycetes; Eurotiales; Trichocomaceae.
AUGGACGAAACCGAGCUGCUACGAAAUAUCUCAACACUUGCGCAUAGGCGAUCCACUUCGAAGGCUGAUGACAAGUCGAUCUGCUUAGCACACCUUCUAGGCGUCGAUGUUGGAGCAAUAGUUCACCUACCGCACCUAAAGAGAAUGGAGAAGAUAUGGGCUUCGUUUCGGACAGUUCCGUUGUCAAUAUUACGACUCAAAUGCCCUCGCCUGACUACACCAGGGCUACGCUGGGCUCCAGAAACAUUAAUUAACGCUCCCAGGAUGAUUGACAGCAGACACCCUGUCGCUAGGCGUGUCGAAUCUGGGCUCAUGUUCAGGGGUCCUGGAUACCAGCUUCCUGGGUUUGUGCUUGACCUUAACGAAGACAACAUAUGCAUCGAAUUAGAUUUUCCUCCAAGCGUCUACCUCCUGGACCACAAACCUGGGCCCACGAAAAUCGAGAAUCCCAUACUGCUUAUUCCUGACUCAAGCUAUGUCGAGCAUCACGAGUUCUUGAAUGCCUAUCUUCCCCAUUGUAAGAGGCACCAUUGCAUUAUUGCAUCCGUGGUUAAGCACAUGCAAAAUCCUGAUCACAUCGAGGUUCGUCACGAACUGGAUAUGCAUCUGGUGUCUCUAGCGGAAUUGCAAGCCAUGAACAUGACUAUCGUAAUUCCCCCGCCACUCAAGUUUACGGUGCUUACAACUCAAGAUGAUGGUUCCGAAAGUGAUCCUAUGUGGCUCCUAAUAUGA